UUUUUUUUUUCAUCUUUAGCAAAUCAUGAACUUGGCAGAUUACUUUGAAUGGACUAUUGACUUUGAAGGUCAACGACUUGCUGAAAACUUGACAUAUUAUUUAUUGAUUGCUGCAUCGUUAGUAGGUUUUAUUACUGGUUAUGCUCUUGAAUCCAUUCAACUGACAGUAUCCAUCUUUGCUAUUGGUUUGGCGGCUACUUUUUUGUUUGUCUUGCCACCUUGGCCAAUGUACCGUCGUCAUCCUAUUAAUUGGAGCAAAAAUGAAAAUGAAUCCGCUGCCGACAAAAAGGUAGACAAUAAGUCUGCAUCAAACUCAUCAUAGGAUGAUACCCAAACAAUAAGGAUGAUCUUUGUUAUAUUUGAUGGAUAAUAGUUGAUUCAAAGAUUACAUAGUGUAUAUUGAAUUUUUUUUUUUAUUUGAUAACAAAGAUCUGUUUGAAUAAAGAUGAUGAUGUUGAAUACAAAUGAUGAUAAUGAUGGGAUAUGACUACAAAAAAAGAUAAUGGAUAUGCUAAUGAAAGAUGGGACAAAA
Halteromyces radiatus is the source of this 532-nucleotide messenger RNA. Its product is annotated as microsomal signal peptidase 12kDa subunit. Gene Ontology annotation, biological process: protein targeting to ER. The transcript has 4 exons. The coding region runs from base 26 to 322 and encodes 98 amino acids. NCBI's taxonomy places the organism in Eukaryota, Fungi, Mucoromycota, Mucoromycetes, Mucorales, Cunninghamellaceae. Gene Ontology annotation, cellular component: signal peptidase complex; endoplasmic reticulum membrane. The record is from RefSeq and is a predicted model, not a curated record.